CUUUUUUGCGGUAGUUGACGUUUUGUGAGAUGAAUUCUGAGCUGUGUUUUAAGUUAUGCCUCCACUCUUCGUACUUACAAAAACAUGCCAAAAAUGUAAACAACUAUUUGUAAUGCUAAGCUUAAAAGUGAAUUUCACAGUAGACCAGAUCCGAGCAAUCAUGGACAAGAAGUCCAAUAUUAGGAAUAUGUCCGUGAUUGCUCAUGUUGAUCAUGGCAAAUCAACCUUGACAGACUCCUUGGUGUGUAAAGCAGGCAUCAUUGCUUCAGCCAGAGCCGGAGAAACGCGAUUCACAGACACACGGAAAGACGAGCAAGAAAGAUGUAUCACAAUCAAAUCUACUGCAAUUUCUAUGUAUUAUGAACUCUCAGACAAUGACUUGACCUUCAUCAAACAGUGCAGGGAUGGUUCAGGCUUUCUUAUUAACUUAAUUGACUCCCCUGGACAUGUUGAUUUCUCCUCUGAAGUUACAGCAGCUCUCCGUGUCACUGAUGGUGCCCUUGUUGUGGUUGACUGUGUUUCAGGUGUUUGUGUACAGACAGAGACUGUUCUGCGGCAGGCUAUUGCGGAACGUAUCAAACCAGUACUGAUGAUGAACAAAAUGGAUCGUGCUUUGCUGGAAUUGCAGCUGGAGCCUGAGGAACUUUACCAGACAUUUCAGUGUAUUGUGGAAAAUGUCAACGUCAUCAUUUCCACCUAUGGAGAGGGUGAAACUGGACCAAUGGGUAAUAUUAUGAUUGAUCCAGUUAUUGGUACUGUUGGGUUUGGCUCUGGUCUGCAUGGCUGGGCAUUUACUCUGAAACAGUUUGCUGAGAUGUAUGUAACCAGAUUUGCUGCCAAAGGAGAAAAAGUACAACUCCCUCCAGCUGAACGUUCAAAGAAAGUGGAAGAUAUGAUGAAAAAACUCUGGGGUGAUAAAUAUUUUGAUCCAGGAACUGGAAAAUUCAGCAAAUCAGCCACUAGCCCUGAUGGAAAGAAGUUGCCAAGGACAUUUUGCCAGCUAGUUCUGGAUCCUAUCUUUAAGAUCUUUGAUGCCAUUAUGAAUUUUAAGAAGGAAGAGGCAGCCAAGCUGAUAGAGAAACUUGAUAUCAAGCUAGAUAUUGAAGAUAGAGAUAAAGAGGGAAAACCCCUUCUUAAGGCUGUGAUGCGCCGCUGGCUGCCUGCUGGAGAUGCCUUGCUUCAGAUGAUCACCAUUCACCUACCUUCCCCUGUCACAGCACAAAAAUACCACUGUGAACUUCUUUAUGAGGGGCCACCUGAUGAUGAAGCUGCUAUGGGUGUCAAAAACUGUGAUCCCAAAGGCCCUCUGAUGAUGUAUAUUUCCAAAAUGGUCCCCACAUCGGAUAAGGGGCGUUUCUAUGCCUUUGGACGAGUCUUCUCUGGUAUUGUUUUUACUGGACAGAAAGUUCGAAUCAUGGGACCAAACUACACACCUGGCAAGAAAGAAGAUCUUUACCUAAAACCCAUUCAAAGAACCAUUUUGAUGAUGGGUCGUUAUGUUGAGCCCAUUGAGGAUGUACCUUGUGGCAACAUUGUUGGUCUAGUUGGUGUUGACCAGUUUUUGGUGAAGACGGGUACCAUUACCACCUUUGAACAUGCCCACAACAUGAGAGUGAUGAAAUUUAGUGUUAGUCCAGUUGUACGUGUUGCUGUUGAAGCAAAAAACCCUGCUGAUCUACCAAAACUAGUUGAAGGUCUAAAGCGUCUGGCCAAGUCUGAUCCUAUGGUUCAGUGUAUUAUUGAAGAGUCUGGUGAACACAUCAUUGCUGGAGCAGGGGAGCUGCAUCUAGAAAUUUGCCUUAAAGAUCUGGAGGAAGAUCAUGCUUGUAUUCCAAUUAAGAAAUCAGACCCGGUUGUAUCUUACCAUGAGACAGUUGGUGAAGAGUCAAGCCAGGUGUGCUUAUCCAAAUCUCCCAACAAACACAACAGGCUGUAUGUGAAGGCUCGACCCUUUCCUGAUGGCCUGGCAGAGGACGUAGACAAAGGGGAAGUCAGUUCCCGUCAAGAACUGAAACAGCGUGCGCGUUACCUGGCAGAGAAAUACGAGUGGGAUGUGUCUGAGGCUCGCAAGAUUUGGUGCUUUGGACCUGAUGGUACCGGUCCAAAUAUCUUAGUUGACAUCACGAAAGGUGUCCAGUAUCUAAAUGAAAUCAAAGACAGUGUUGUUGCUGGUUUCCAGUGGGCUACAAAAGAGGGUGUCUUGUGUGAGGAGAACAUGAGAGGUGUUCGUUUUGAUAUCCAUGAUGUCACUCUGCACGCUGAUGCUAUUCACCGUGGUGGUGGGCAAAUCAUUCCUACUGCAAGGAGGGUUCUGUAUGCCUCUAUUCUUACAGCACAACCCAGGCUUAUGGAGCCCAUCUAUCUGGUAGAAAUACAGUGCCCAGAACAAGUGGUUGGUGGGAUCUAUGGUGUGCUGAACAGGAAAAGGGGACAUGUUUUUGAAGAAUCCCAAGUGGCAGGAACUCCAAUGUUUGUGGUCAAGGCUUAUCUACCUGUAAAUGAGUCAUUUGGUUUUACCGCUGACUUGAGAUCCAACACUGGUGGCCAAGCAUUUCCACAGUGUGUCUUUGAUCACUGGCAGGUUUUGCCUGGAGAUCCUUAUGAUGCAAAUUCUCGUCCUUGGCAAGUUGUGGCUGAAACACGUAAACGCAAAGGCUUGAAGGAGGGUAUUCCACCUCUGGAUAACUUCCUAGAUAAGUUAUAAUCACUUCUGUUUCAUGUUGUGUGAUGCACUGGCCAGUUUUGUCCUGAUACCGUUUCCUCACAAAACCAGGAAGGAAACGGAAAGUUUUUAGAGUGUCACAUUAAAUACACACACAGUGUUAACAUGUUGUGAUGAUGGCAUGAUCACCUACUAAAAAAAGAAAUAAAAAUGACGCGGUAAUUUGACUUACGGGAUUGUUGUUGCCUGUAUCUUGUCUGUGGUCACCGAUGCCUGUGUCAAAAAUACACAUUAAAAAAAAAAAAAAUCAGUUGCCUAGGACUAAUGGUGUUCUUUACAGUUUGCCUAAUCCACAAUUGUCUUUUAACCUAGGAAGCAGCUCCCUUCGUUGUUGCUCUUGCAGAAAUUCUUGUUGAACUGUCAGGUUUUGUCCUCUCAGCCAGAAGAUGUGUUCUUUCAUUUCCAAGCUUGAAUCUUCUCUGCUGUUGAAGACUGAUAGUGAAAGGCUUGCAGUCACAGUUGGUUUGAAGGUAUCUUUGAUAUAGUCCACUCAAAGCAGUAACCAGAUACUUCCAUAGUGGAAACAAAGAGGGUGGUUCAAUGUGGUUGCUUAGAUGAAGGUUGCCAUUUGGAGCUGUUGGUUCAUAAUGCAAGUUUCACUGCAUAUUGUACCUGACUUGGCCAAACUGGGACAUGAAGAGUGUCAUCACAUUAAAGAUGCUGGAAUGAAGUAAAGUCACAACAUGCACAAGUCCAAAAACAAGCAGCAGGUCUCUUCCUCCACCCACGGGCAGCCAAUAAGGAAACAUUUCUAAUAUCAUCCCCGUUUUGUGUCUAGACAAAUAAAAGGAACGAAGAAGAGGAAACUACAAGUAGUUCAAGGUAUAUCCUCUAAGAGCAGUGACAACUAGCGUCCGUCUUAUACACCAUUAGCGUGUAAGCAUUUAGGGCAAGAUGUUUAAAAUUAUGAAACCAAUGAGAAAUUACAGCCUUUUUUGUUUUGUUUCUAAAUAUUGGCCUUGUGUUUGCUAUGUCAACAGAAAGAAAUGGUAAACUUCCUCCCUCCCUCUCCCCUCACCUCGAAAUCUGUUCUGGCCAGUGGCAUCUCUCCUUCUCUUCUCCAUUAGAGAAAAAUUUUGAAGGAGAUUUAAGCUCAGCUGCUUUUACAGAAUUGACAGCUGCUUUUGUUCUUGCACCUUCUAGAACUUCAGCUGAUAAGAGACAGACAACAGUUCUAGACUUCCAUUCUCUCAGCUUACUCUCCUACCCAAUUUGGGAAGGCAACCGAUUUCUUAACAAGGGAGAAGUGGAGGGAGGGAGCAGUAAAGGAACCAAAAUGGACAGAGAAACAAGGGGAAUGAUAUCCAUCCCAUUGCCAAACUGGUGCUGAAAGAAGAGGAAAAAACCCAGAGAUGUUGCAGGGGAGAAAUGGAGACAGGCAAUGGAGCAGGGAGAGGGAAGUACAGGAGGCCAAUGGGACACCUGUCACCACGAGUCACCAUUUCCUGGGCUCUGGGUUCGUUACAGCCGGCAAAGAGAACCCCCAGAGUCCCUAUAUACAGUGUUCUUUUCAAGGAGCCAGGAUAGAAAACAAUCAGUAUCCCCACCUUUUGUCUGAUAUUUAGCAGCAGUGUUGAAGAAUACAUCAUAGGCAUUUAGGGUAUGUCUAGGUAAAGAAAGUCAAUAGAGUUCAGCUUACAUAUUGUAGCUCACCUUAACCUUUUUCAUACAGUCUAGACAGAGCACCACUAGAAUCAGCUAGCAGAAUAUCUCUACUUCUAGGGUUGGGAUGAGUCGGCGCCAUCACACCUCUAUAACUUAAAUAAGCAGCUACUCUCCCUCGCAUCUACAACACAUAACAACCAGAUGUUUACACAGAGUCUAACUGAAUAUAGCGAGAAGUGUUUCUGGCUGCCGUUCCAAAGUGCCAAUUUGUACCCCAGAAGCAAUGUUUUUCACAUCGCUGUUGCGAAGUGCAACCUGAAACUGGAAAGACAACCUGUACUGGACUUGUCUAGGCAUCGCAUCAGUGCAAUACUGCAUAUAGUCUUGUUCCAUUAAAAAAAAAAAAAAAAAAAAAAAAAAAGAGUUGAUCAAUUCUCCAAUUUUUACCCACCCCACAAAUUAAUAAAGCUGUCAGAAUACACAUUAAAAAUAGCCACCACCUACCUGGCAAGUCUGAUGAAAUACUGGAUAUUGGUGGAUGAUGGAAUGGUACUGGGUAGUCUGUUAAUGAAGGAGGAAUAGCAGCAGCAUCGACCGUUGUCACGCUGGGCACUCUGACAGUAGAUGGCUGAUACAUGAGAACCCUGUUUUGAACAGCAUGGGAAGUUACAAACAACCUGGCCGUUAGUUACAGAAGAGAAAUUACGCACCGCUGUGCACUCUCAUUCACGAGGUCACUAUGUAACAACACAACUACAGCGUGGCUACUCACUACACAGUAUUCCACUCUAAUUUCCUCUUUCAUAACAGUCUUCAUAAUAACAUGACCGUAUCUUGGCUCUCAACAGCAGCUGUGACAUAAGAGCAAGUUGGCAUUAAAACAAAGUACAGUGCUGGAGUCAUUUAUAACAGUCUACCAUUCAGAGACAGAAAUGGCAAUCUCUAUCUGUGGAGCACCCUGGGAGGGAUGUGCAGGUAGCCAGAGCCAGGAGAAGAGCACUCGUUUCAAUGUCUCCACACCACCGUUCCUCGGUGCUACCCUGUCACGCCGAAGGCACGACUGACUAUUAUUCAGCCCCUGAGAUUACACACGUGGGAGUUAAAUACCAAACCCACCUUUACUCACGGCCUGAGCCCAAGCUAAAUUCAGCUCUCCAGGAGCAUGCAACCAGUUGAAACCCUUCUGCAUCCCCACCUUCUCCCCGAUUACUUCGCGGCACUGCUAAAGACACCACCACAGGCGUUCAGGCACCAGCCACGUGCAUAAAAUAUUUCAUAAACUCCAAGUCAGGUGGAAACACCCAGAGUCCCGCUCCCAGCUGCUCCGCAUCGCUCCCUCCAGCCCACCAGCCACGAGUGUUAGCCACUCACGUCUUCCUCCCCAGACUGCUGCAUCGGUGCAUUUCUGCUACUUCUGAUUUCAGAAGCUUGGAUUUCAGACCCUCCCUUCGCAAGCACCUCUUAUACUUCAGCCUGUGUUGCUUCUGCCUGUAGGAAGACACCCCACAGUUCUGCCAAAACUAGCAUUCAGGCAACACUGUUUACAGGAGAGAAGCUAUUCCCCAAAAGCCUGGCUUUGACUUGGAUUUGAAGAAUGAAAACAUGCCAUUUCCAUACCCAAACAGCAAGGAAAAUACAUUGGUCACAGACAGACAAGAAAACUCAGUCCUCCUACAAUUAUGGUUGCAGGUAGCCAUCUCAGACACACACAGGAGCACAGAAGGAAGUCUUGGUGCCUUCUGAAACUUCAUUAAGAGAUGUAUUUGUAGCUAUUUUUUCUUACAAAAAUAAGAAACAGUCUCUCUUGCAGAAGGACUCCUCCACAAUCCUCACAAAAAGCAACAGCAUUUCAGAAUCACUGCUGAAAGUUGUUGAAGAUGACCAACUAUUUUCUCAAAGACCACACAUUCCUGUGGACUAGAGACACAGUACAGCUGCUCAUUACUUCAAGAGCUGGCAAAACAGAAGGGGUUUGUUUUUAUUACUAUUAUUUCAGUACAAGACAUAAGCCACUACGCUGAGACACACAGACACACACCUCAUGCAUGCAGCAACACUAACUAAUAAGCCAUUACUAAAAGCUGACACUUGGAAUCGCCUCGCAGAGCAGUGACUGCUGGUGAGCCUGACCAGUGCCCCUCUCUCCCUGCAGGUCUCCUGUGCCCUACGGGCCAAGGGCAAGAACUUUACGGAAGCCAUGAACAGUAACUGCAGCCGAGUUGUGUAGAUUGGGACAGACAGAAGGCGGCACAACAGUAAAGAAGCUGGUUAAGCCUGCCGCUGAAAUCAGGCAUGACUACAAAGAUGGAGCACUUGACAGAGGACUUGGGAAGUCAUCAGUUGUGCUAACCAAGGUGCGGGACUGACUGAUAACCAUGGCCAACAACAGUGUCCAAGACAUUCCAGAGUUUAACAGAGAGAUGGAGAAAAAGCUUGUCUUGACUCAAAACAGCAAAGCGCCUCCCUUCCAAGACUGACAGGAUGGAUGAAACACACAACGCAGCCUAGUUUCCUGGGCACCAGAGCAGAUUAAAUGAAGGGUACAACAGACAGCGAGAGAAAAGCCUUUAAGAUGACACUAACUUAGCAAGAAUGCAUAAAGCUCCUCCACUUGGCAUAAUCUGCUUUCUCAGGAGAAUCCUGUCCAUUAGCUUAAUCAGCUUCCUUUUCUAUGGAGAAAUAGCCCUGCAAACACAGCAACAGUCAGCGCAAGUCUUUUGUGAGAUGUAAAACUAUUUAAUAGUGUUUUGCCUGUACAAAGGUACUGUAUCGAUACAACCUUCUGCAAGGAGAGGCCUAGAAAUUCUCCUCUGGAAAUGUGGAGCUGGAUCCCGGAGAGAGAUUACAAGUCCAUUUGUCUACACAUCAGUUUAUCUGAGACAUUACAGAAUAACAACUAACUUUAAAAUUGACAAACCCUUUGGUUGGGCUUCCUUGUGUUUCAGACAUAAAUAUGCACUUCCUUUUGGCAGGAGGAUCUUCCUCUUCAUCAGAAGAGCUUUCUAUUGUCAAGUCAAUAACGUCCACUUUCUUCUUGUUCACCUCAUUGGCCACUGUCACAGAACACUGUUUGCUAACAACACUGGAACCUAAACAAGAAAAUAAAAUGUUACUGUUUUUUGAAGGCUGUUGACAUCAGCUGUUUCUAUCUGCAACAGAACCAGGAACUCAAAUCCUGUUUUAGCUCAUCUUCCUGGCCACUACAGAGAAUGUUACGGCCCAGGAACUGUUUUAUUACUAUUCUGUAUCACACUGAGAAUAUUAAAGCACAAGCUUUAAUCUUCACUUAUCCGUUUAAGGACCUAAAACAAGAGCAACCUCUCAUUUUCUUAACUGCUAUCAUAAAGAGCAAAGACAAAGCCCCAAAAUGCACACUUUUAGAGAUACAACCCUUGUCAUUUAAAGUAAAAAGAAAGAAGGUUAGAAGCAUUAAGCCCUCCACAACACAAACAUCAACAUCCAUACACAUUAUACAAGCUACAGCUAAGUCUCCAAGACUUUUUGUUGGUUUGCAACCAGUACCCCAGAUGUACGUACUUUCUAUUUUGGUGCACUGUGGACUUGAGACUUUCACAGCUUCUUUCUUUGGCCUCAUGGGGCACCAGGAGCCAUCUUCUUGGAAUUUGAUCUCAUCCACAUCUGAACAUUCAUUAAGGAUUUCCAUAAAGAGCCUGAAAAAUAAAGUUGAGUGGUUUAA
Molecule: messenger RNA, 8024 nt
Organism: Aquila chrysaetos chrysaetos
Lineage: Eukaryota; Metazoa; Chordata; Aves; Accipitriformes; Accipitridae
Product: elongation factor 2-like
Exons: 17
Coding region: 56-2704 (882 amino acids)
Biological process (GO): translational elongation
Cellular component (GO): ribonucleoprotein complex; cytosol
Molecular function (GO): GTP binding; GTPase activity; translation elongation factor activity
Source: RefSeq, a predicted model, not a curated record